GUGAGAUCUCUUGCGCAACAGACUAUACUACCACACUAUUCAUGCAGCAGUAUAAAAAAACAUGGUUCAACUAAAAGCUGUUUGUUUGGCUCUUUACAUAAUAGCUUGCUGUUUACAAGUAGAGGCUGAUAAAUACACUGAUGAAAAUAGACCAUACGAAUUUGGAUUCAGCAUUGAAGGAGAACAACAUAGACACGAGAAAAAAGAUGAGAAUGGGAUAAUUAUGGGCGAGUUCGGAUUUAUCACUGCCGAUGGCGUUUAUCACGUGACUGUGUAUGCGACGGAUGAAAACGGAAAUUUCAAGAUAAUUUCUAUGAAGAACAUUCGCGUGAAGCCCUAUCCAACUGCUUCAAACCAGAGUCGAAGACAAGGACAAACAUUGACGUUGCCUCCUUCACCCCAAGUGAAAACAACAAGUGCAACACAAUCUAAUAAUAAAGAACAGACGCGUAAACAAGAACUAAUUCCAGAACCUGCCAAAACAUGUUCUCAUUGUAGUAUACCAACAACUACAAUCCCAUCACCAAAACUGUUUGCUGGAGGAUCUAUUAAUAAAAAUAAUGAACAAAGAGGUAAUCGAUAUAAUACGCAGAUACAAUCGAAUGGAAACUCUUUUAAUAAUGAACAAAACUUACAUAACAAUAAUGGUCAAUUUACAGGAGUCGGUCAAAAUAACGCUAAUCAAGUAGCUAAUGGACAACAAUAUUCACAAGAUAAAAAUAUUCAGGAACCCUCCAAGGAAUUAAAAACACCCAAAGUGUCCGGUAAUCAUCAAGGUUCUAGUAUAGAACAGACAUAUCCACCAUCAUCAAGUACUGGGCAAAAUAAUUUGCAUAAUUAUCCACAAGGCUUAGAAAACUCUCCACAAAUUGGUAAUUCAGGGCAGGAAUAUUCUCAAGGAAUAUCUCCUUCACAAACUCAAGGACUACAAGGACAACAAGAAGUUCCCGUACGACAAUUUCCUAUUAAAAGACCCGGUGACAUAUCUGGAAACAAAGCGUAUAAUGAAGAAUCGAGCUUACCGAAAGACAAUGUCAAUGUAAACAGACAGCCUAAAAGCUUUAAUGAUAUUUUACAAUCGGUUGAUCCAGAACAACAUUAUAAUUACGGUAAUCAACCACUCAGCUCUCCUCAAUCAGGCAUUGACCCUUUGCCUAAAAAACCAGUUUUAUUUGCUGCUCAAAUGCAAAUAGUCGAUAAAAACACAGAUGUUUAUUAUAAAAAGCCCGGCGAAAUAGACGGUCUACCAACGGGCUUAACUGGGGAUGACAUGAAAACUCUCUUAUACACUUUUAAUUAUACUUUAGGAUUUCAUGGACAUCAUGAAAAAGGUUACACGAACGGUGCCAAAUAUGGAUAUUAUUACGUAACGGGUCGAAAUGGGAUUAGAACGAGAGUUGAUUAUAUUGCUGAUGAAACUGGUUUUCAUCCUAAAAUUUCUCAAGAAGUUUUAGAUGUUCUGUCUGACGACGUACCGAAACCUGAAACAGAAAAAGAUGAUAAAUUUGGUCUGAAAGGCUAUGAAUUCAAAUGGCUUUAUUAUCCUGUCAAUGCGUCCUGAGAAAAAAAGCCUUUAGUCCAUCUUGUUACGUUUUAGGACGUCUCAAGAAAUGUAGCACAGGAUAGUUAAUAGUUCAGAGAUAUUAUUGCCUAAGAAUAAUGAAAUUUUAAGAAAUCAUUAGAAAUACCUUAAAACAAACUUUAACCAAUGAUAAAACGUAAUUAAUGAAAUUAUAUUUAAUAUUUACUUAAUCGUACAAAGCUACACUGCCACGUAAGCUGCCAAUUAACUUAUUUAAUGUUCAUUCAACAUUCGUAUAAAUUAGCUUUAUUAUACUA
This is a messenger RNA of Nymphalis io (European peacock), 1839 nucleotides long. It is a transcript of the gene l(3)mbn, whose product is annotated as protein lethal(3)malignant blood neoplasm 1. The transcript has 4 exons. Gene Ontology annotation, molecular function: structural constituent of chitin-based larval cuticle. Gene Ontology annotation, cellular component: chitin-based extracellular matrix. The record is from RefSeq and is a predicted model, not a curated record. Lineage: Eukaryota; Metazoa; Arthropoda; Insecta; Lepidoptera; Nymphalidae. Bases 62 to 1561 code for a protein of 499 amino acids.